UGGUGCAGGUGGUGGUGACCUGGUCAGCUGGAGUACCACCAGCGGCACACAAGAGGAUGGUGUUCAUGUGAAUGCGGGUCGGGCACAUGCCAGAACGGUGCAGCUAUUUGAGUCGAGGGGGUGCUGGCUUGCGCGGGGCACCAGUGGCACGGUGAAGCUGUCCGGGGCCACACAGUGCCACCAUCGCUGGCACCCUUUCUACCCACUCAGCGCUUCAUCACCUGAGUGUCAUGUGUGUGUGAUUAGUGGCGUCACUCGCUGUGUCAGUGCGCCAAGGGCCACGCCGAGGCUGCCAUGGAGCGUCGGGACUCGCUAAGUGAUAGUGAGAUGGAAGGAGAGUCGUUUUCAGAGUGUUACUCCGUUCUCCCUCCUGAUGAGAGUCACUCCUCUCCUGGGAAAACCCGCCACACGCUGCUCCCUGGAACGAGCGUCGCACAACAGUCGCCUGGACCACAACACCUGCUGCGGCCCAAGUCUCCACACACCAGGGAGCUACUACGGCGGUCAAGUUGCAAGCGGCAGGCGCCGCAGCCGCCCUGCAGGCCUUCCCCCACCGCCACACCUGUACCCUCAACCAUUUCCGUGCCCAGUACUACACCGGGACCCACUACCAUACCCGUGCCCUCCACCAUAGCGGUGCCCAACGACCCGCCCGGCCCCGUCAACACCGUUCACCUACAGAUAACCUCCGGGCCGCCGGGGAGCCAGUCGGUGCCACACCAGCCUGCUGAUCACACUCUCCGGCACACCAGGGUAAUCAGUCAGCCAGCGCUGCCCUCACCAGUGAGUGCCACCCCUGAGGGUGCCACACUAACGACUUCCUCACAGUCAGUGUCUUCAUCUCGCCCCUUGACCAACAGCCGACCCAUGUCUCCCCCUCGACCCAUGUCUCCUCCGUCGGUGCCAGGCGGUGUGGCAGUGGCACCGCCAGCGCCGAUACGAUCCGAGUCUUCACAAGUUACUACCAGGAACUACAACAACCUUAUAAUCAGACUUAUAGACGAAGAAUCGGACUCUGAUACUUACCAAUCAGAGACCUUCGAUGAUCACAUUGUGUUCCGGACUAUACCUGGCCCAGGGGUUCCUCAGGUCACUGGGGGUCACACGGGGCACCAGGUUGUGACCCCUUCACCCCGCCUGGCCAUUACCUCUUCCCCCUCACACGUUAUGAUCCCUCAGGCACCCUUCGUCAUCACUUCUUCAGUGUUCACGGCUCCGCAGGCACAGUUGAUCACUUCGUCUCCCGCGCAGGUUAGGACUACCACCAUAUCGACGCCCGCGCGGGUGAUGGUCACCUCGCCACAGGUACACACACACCACACACUGGCUAGGGACGAGCACAACCUCACAGUUAGAACUGACCUCAAUCAAAGUGAAAAUGUUAUUGUGUGUGGCGAUAACUACGACUUCUCUGGGAGUUUCGACGAGACUGUUGCGGAGGAGGAGUUGGAAGUGGCGACGCAGAGAGGACUCUGCCAUAACAUAGUGACCCGGGGUCGAGCCAGGGCCCUGAUGCACUCUGCGUCUGAUCCCGGAGUGCCACGCCCCCGGCGGCAGCACCACCUGCAGCAGCACCCGCGAGCCCCAGGCCUGGCCGUGCCUCCGCCCCUCGACCACCUCAGCGAAGAGGAGGUGGAAGAAUCUGACUACAAAGGGUACGAGGAGGUCCCGCGGGGCAGACUGCAACGGACGGACUCGCUGGUAACAGUGGCACACCUGUACGAGGACCUGCUGGUGUCCUCCCGCUUCAGGUUGCGCGUGACGCUGACCAACCUGACGGCGGUGGUAGUGGUGGCGGCCCUCGUCGUGCCCAACACCUCUACUAUACUCUACACAGUGUUCAGAUUAGUGUUUGGGACACUGUUCCCGGCCUACUACUCCUACAAGGCUGUCAAGACCAAAAACGUCAAAGAAUACGUAAAAUGGAUGAUGUACUGGAUUGUGUUUGCCUUCUUCACAUGUUUCGAGACGCUAACCGACCUCUUCUUAAGUUUCUGGUUCCCUUUCUACUACGAGCUCAAGAUCUUAGUGGUGUUGUGGCUCUUGUCUCCCGCCACCCGGGGGUCAUCCAUUUUGUACCGCAAGUUUGUACACCCAUGGCUGACCCGUCGAGAAGAUGACAUUGAUAAUUGUAUUGCUCAGGCUAAGCAGCAGGGCUACUCCACUGUUAUACAGCUUGGCACCAAGGGCGUUAAUUACGCCACCACGGUCUUAAUGCAGACCGCAAUUAAGGCAAGUCGGGGAAAUCAGGGAGGUGGCGGUAUUGUGAAUCAGCUGCGUCGUAGUUACAGCUCUGGUGAACUAGCCGAUGAGGACAUGAAUCGAAAUGUUAAGGCUUUACCGCACAUUCCUGAUGAUGACUACGAUGAUCGCAACCACUCCACAGGGUCAUACGAGGGUGAGCCACGUAUUCGUGCAGAGAGUGAUGCAGCAUACAAGCCUCGGGGGUCAUCAGCAAGUCGUAUUGUCCGCUCUACCAAGACUAGAUCGGCCGAUGUGUCUGAAGUUUUCUACCAAGAUGUCCCAGAUGAAGCCAUCCCACGCAGACGUUCUCCACGUACUCAGGACACAGCUAGAUCUCAGCCUACGCUACACUUCCAAGAGCCGCCAGCAAAAGGACAGUCACGAAAAAGAGGCAAGUCUGAAAAUCGACCCAGACCAAAAUCAAUGAUUAAUGCAGCAGAUGUGACUCGGGGUGCAGAGUGGGCUCGUGCUCAGCGAGUUGGGUCCACAGUCUCACUUAAUACAGAGCUAGAGUUAUCCGAGUCAUCGUCUCACUCUUCUUUAGCAUCAAUUGCCUCUUCUUCUCAAGGACAGCAUUCAGUUAGACCAAAGACUCGAACAGGCUCCAUGCGCAGACCAAGAGUUAACUCUCAAGGUAGAAAAGUGACAGGAACAAUAUCACGGUCUUCAUCUCGUUCCACCACAAAUGUUGUUAAAGCAGUUUCCUUGGAGGCUGGUUCUGAAUCAGAGUAAUGAAAAUAAAAGACAAUUCAAAGGUUGCAAUUGUUAAUGUGAUUAAUAUGUCUUAAAUGGUGUUAUGGACUGUGAUUUAGCAGCUUAUGGAGAUUAUUGCAUAUCUGUGCAAAGUCUUAGAUGCCAGAUUUGCAGGUGAUAUAUAACUGGAAUAUUUUUUUGUAUUCUUUUCAAUAGGAAGAGAGUAAUGAUUUAGUUUUAGAAAUGCUUUAAAUUUCAGCUUCCUUUGAAAAGUAUGACUGUAAUUGCACUGUAUAUUUUAUACAAGAUUUAUUACAUAUGGAUAAGACAAGUAUUACAUGAAGAUAUUUCAACAGCUUGUUUCAUCAUAGUAACCAAAACAGUGUGGUUCGUAAGGAAGACUAUAAUUGCUCUGUAAUUAUAUGUUGGCAGUGAAAACACUUAUGUGGAUUAUACAUUAUAUUCCUUUAAGCAUUUGUGUUUCUUGCUUCUUAAUACAAAAAGCAUUAAUGACAUUAUCUGUAAAAGAAACACCAUAGUCACUUUUCUAAAUGUUUUAUCCAUUACUCUCUCCAAUGCUUGUCAUUUUAAUGCACUGUGUAUCAUGCUCAGUUGAUCAGUGUGUGCACAAAAUACAAUCUCUCUCUUGUACACUUCUUGCUUGAUGUAUCACUUACGAGGAUUUGUGGUCUUCCUAUUUGGACAGUGUUCAGCAUUAAUGCAUGUGCAUUUUAUAAUACACGUAUAUAUACAUGUAUACAUGAUUUUUUAUUUUUUUUAUACCGAGAAGCGUGAUUAAAUUGUUUUGUAAAAAUGUCAAGCAAUUCAACACAAUAUUAUUUAAGGUUUGACAGUUCCUUGUGCAUGACAUACUGAUUGGGUCAAAUUCAUCCUUUAAAAUAUCUUCAUAUUUAUUGAACCAUUUUCUAAAUGUAGAUGGUGUUAGAGAGAGAAGUGUACUAAAAGUUAAUUCACAAUUAAUCAAGCGCAGUUGUUGCACAUUGGUAUUAUUGCUUUGCAUUAUUCAUAACAUUUUGCAUAAGAAAAAAUGAGAUUGUUAAUAAUGUGGGUGCAUUUGUAUAUAUGAUAUUGUUACAGCACCAUCAACAAAGAUACUCAUUGUGGAUCCAUUAUUUACCAGAUUUUGAAUUCAUUAAACAGGAGCUUUAAGUACGGUAGAUAAUCAACAGUGAAGACAGGAAAUAUAUGAUAUUAUGCUACUGUUUAUUUAUAAAUAGGAUUGCUAGCAGUGUUAUCAGGAACAACUCUUUGGAGGCUUCAAGGUGAUUGAUAUGCAUGAUAAUAGUAAAAUUACUACACACAAAUGUUUGGACAAGUCACACAUUAGUGUAUUGGUGUAGUGAUGUAGUUGUCCUAAUACCCUGCUCAUCUAGGCUUGGCAGAUCAAAUUCGCAAGUUUUCCUUGGUUCAGUAAUCUUUAAUCAAAAGUAUUUUGUACUUAAGUAUACAGAUCAUCACAAUAUUUCAAAAGAAGGCAAGAGUCCGGACCAAGGAAAGCUUCUUGCUUGAAAAUAGAGAGUAUCCUCUACCUCGAUUGAGCAGCAUUCUCACUUUCUAAGUAGCUUCAAAGUAGAAGUUGUUUAGAAUAAAAUUCUAAGAAUAUCUUUUUUUUAUACUUUGAUGUUUUUAUCAUAAAAGCUCAAACUGUAAUGUCAAUUAUUAAUCUCUUUAAAAAAAAUUUAUUUACAAUUACAAAAACAAAUAUCAAGACAUUCGAAUCCAGAUGACCACUUAAGAGCUAUAGGGGUUUAUGUGCCAUUGCUGUCACUGUUAUGAAAAUGAGGUGUUAAUUUUGCCUCAUUUAUUAAAGAAAUGGUGUUUUAAGUUUCCAGUUAUGACAUGUAUAUUGAACAAUGUUGUGAAGUCGGAUUUUUAUUAUGGGAAUUUCCAGUCCCCUUAUAGUUGUAAAGAAUACAGUAUAUUGUAACCUCAUUUUAUGUUAUGUCGGAAUGAUUGUUUUAACGUAAAUAAAGAAUGAAAGAUUAA
Molecule: messenger RNA, 4944 nt
Organism: Procambarus clarkii (red swamp crayfish)
Lineage: Eukaryota; Metazoa; Arthropoda; Malacostraca; Decapoda; Cambaridae
Source: RefSeq, a predicted model, not a curated record